AUGGCACAGUCUAUGAAGAAGGUUACCGAGUGGGGGCAGAACUUUCAAAAUGACGGCAACGCCAAUCUUCUUUCUGUCGCCUACAAGAAUGUCGUUGGUGCACGCCGUUCGAGCUGGCGUGUUAUCUCAUCUAUUGAGCAGAAGACGGAAGGUUCUGAGAAGAAGCAGCAGAUGGCCAAAGAAUAUCGCGAGAAAGUCGAGAAGGAACUUCGAGACAUCUGCCAGGACGUAUUGAAUUUGCUGGACAAAUUUCUUAUCCCAAAGGCCGGUAAUCCUGAGUCGAAAGUGUUUUACCUCAAGAUGAAGGGUGACUACUACAGGUACCUCGCUGAGGUUGCAUCCGGAGAAGACCGUAGCUGUAAGUUUCGAGGCAAUUUUUGUGUCGUGCUCUAA
Messenger RNA from Cooperia oncophora, 393 nucleotides. NCBI's taxonomy places the organism in Eukaryota, Metazoa, Nematoda, Chromadorea, Rhabditida, Trichostrongylidae. The record is from the annotation of a GenBank genome assembly.